This is a messenger RNA of Aedes albopictus (Asian tiger mosquito), 1321 nucleotides long. RefSeq lists its product as uncharacterized. Gene Ontology annotation, molecular function: protein binding. The coding region runs from base 283 to 1299 and encodes 338 amino acids. The transcript has 4 exons. The record is from RefSeq and is a predicted model, not a curated record. NCBI's taxonomy places the organism in Eukaryota, Metazoa, Arthropoda, Insecta, Diptera, Culicidae.
AUUCUCUAAACAGGAGGCAACGACAACAGUGGGCACACAACAACAGUUAACUUUACCGUUCGAUCCGUAUCGGACGAACUUUCCUUGUGUGUGGGGUGGGUGGAAAAAAUUUACAUUCCAAAGUUCGAAACCGGGCAGCUAAUUGGAAGAUACGUUACGUCCGUUGGCUCCGGAGUGUGGCCUUCCGGCGAAAUUAAUUAACGGAAGCUCGGUAAUUUGCUGGCUGACCAACAAGGUUAUCUAGAGGAAUUAGCGAGUCGGGGUGGCGGCGGCGGCGCGGCCAUGGAGUACGUGUUCGACGUGUUCUUCGAGGAGUGCUUCCUGACGAUGGAGCGCAGCGGGCUGAAGAGUCGCAGCGGCCGGAGGGACGUGAUCGACCACCUGAACUCGGUCAUUUCCGGGUGCAUUGAGGGCCGGCCAACGGCCACCGCCCAGCUGGCGGUCGGGCUGGCCGUUCAAUCGGCCAUUGAUUAUCAUCGGAAGAUGAAGGACGACAACUUUCGGGUGUGCAUGAUGGGGAAGUAUCACAACGUGCUGUACAUUGCGCUGCGGAUUGCGUGGGACUGGAGUCUGGAGGACUCGACCGUGAUUCGGCUGCUGUUGGAGGAAAUUUAUGCGUGCGAAAACACAUUUGAGAGGUUGUUUUUGGGGGCGUUGUUUGGAUCGAACGCCCCUCACUUCAUCGCCGGAUGGAAGAGUGAUUUCAAGGACCAGGAUGAAAAUUUGAGAGCGAUGGUGUUCUUUCUGCAUCAUGCCGGGAAGACAAGACUGAAGUUGCCGAGUUAUUCGUACGUGUAUCGGGAUAUUGUGCCAACGAAAUUCAUUGACAUUCCAAUCGAGUCCUGUGGAAAGGCCGCUCCUCUUCGUGUUGCCAUGCAGGCUUCUGCUCCAGAUAUCCUCAUGAUAUUGUUGCGUCACGGAGCGGACCCCAACCCGGACGACGGCGGAUCAUCCCCGAUCAUAAGCCUGCUGGACAAGCUCCGCGAGUACGAAAACCGAUCCUACCCGUACCAGUUGGUGUCCUGCCUGAAGCUUCUCCUCCGCUGUACCAUCAUGAUAGAGCUUCCCUACAAACCACACCUCUUCCACGUCCGCAAAGAAAUGUUCCAGACCAAGUACCGCCUCCUACUGGAAGACAACCUCAUCCCCCUGGACCAGUUAUUCGGAGUGCCUACUCUCAAGUCCAUUUGCCGGUGCCACGUCCGCGACCAGUUGAGGAACAAUUUCCAGCUCCCACGCGGAAUCAACCGUCUCCAAGUGCCACGAAAAAUUAUGAAAUAUAUCGAUUUGCUUGACUGAUUGCUACAGAUAGAUACAGAUA